Caenorhabditis auriculariae is the source of this 9794-nucleotide messenger RNA. The record is from the annotation of a GenBank genome assembly. NCBI's taxonomy places the organism in Eukaryota, Metazoa, Nematoda, Chromadorea, Rhabditida, Rhabditidae.
AUGAAUUUUCGGAAACAGAGCAAAAGGUAAGUACCCAAUAAUUUUUAUUAUUUUGAAUUUUUGAAUGCUAUAUUUUGAAAUUACUUUUCGACGUUAUCGAGAAAAAUUUACUCAAAUCGACAAAAUAGAUUUUUCCCAGUUUUUACUUUCUGUGACAACUGUAGUCAUUAUAAAAAAUUUGGUUAUCUCUAGUAAUAGUCUCAGGGUGGCGAUACUCCAUAGUAUAAUAACAGAUCAGCAAGACCAAACACAUACGCAAUAGUUGUUCCAACACAAUGAGAGGACCGUUUAUCAAUGUGAUCACAGCUUUUAAACUUGCUUUUUUUCUGCUUAAAUUUUACACUUUGAACAACUCUUUCGCAAAAAAACUUUUAAAACUUCUCAGAUUGUUCAACGACGACAUGUCAACUACGUCUUCCCGUGAAUCGUCCGUCUAUGAUUACGUAUAUGACUCCGGCUAUCAAGAUCUCUGUGAGAUGCCGGCGCCGAUAGAAGUGGCACCAAUUCAUGAACAAAAACUUGGACGUUCGCCUUCGGUCGAAAAACCAACUAUCAUGAUCAACAACUUCGUGGUUCACUCGUCCCAUCAUGAAAUUGGAAAUGUCUAUCCAAGUUCAACUCCGUUUUCUAUCUAUGGAAGUCUCGAAAAAACAGAGCUCAGAACCGAAGACGAUGACAUUGAAAACGAUAAAUAUCUACAAAUGCUUGGUUGGGAUGACAAUUUUAUUCUUCCAAAAGCAAAUGAAGACCACUGGGCCAAAUGCUACAGAUACGCGUUCGCUUCUGCUGCUCCCGUUGAUGCGGCUCUUCCAUUGGCUCUCGCAAGUGAUUUCACAAAAUAUAGGUGACGCCUAACUAAUCAACUUUCAGUUCCCAUAACAAAAAGCAAAACAUCCUCAUAUCUCGAUGCAAACUCAUUGCUCGACCAAAGCAAAGUAGAAGAGCAAAACCUUUCUAACCACUACUUGUGCCGCACCUGUGUGAGUUUGAUCUCGAACUGAAUGUGAUAAUCAAUGAUAGUAAAAAUACUACGUCAAAAAUGAAAUACUCACAAAGACGUCCUUAAAUUCAGAAAUCGAAGUUCACGAAGCAUCGAAACACACGAGUACUGAUGUCGCUGAUUAUUAUAAUAACAUCUCUUUCAUCUUCACUAAUUUUAUUUCCUUGGGGACUCCUUGCCGCGUUCUCUCUUCUCCUGUUACCGUUUCAAAUCCGUCGACCUACUUGUAAAAGAUGCAAAAAACUUUGGUCAUCAUUUUGAUAUGAUAACUUGUAUUGGACGUUUUUUUUUUGUUGUUUUUGCUAGAUUUACACGGGUAUCAAUAAAUUUGAAAUCUGAAGAAAAAAACUGUUUCAUAUGAUAAUUGCCGAGAGUAAUAAAUUAGAAGGACUUAGCUCUCAGAAAAUCACAUGGAAAGUAUUGAAGAACAGAGAAAAACAAAAAGGCAAUCAGACUGCAACGUACAGUUAUCGAUUGCUGAUAAGGAGCCGCGGAGUUCGCUAGAACGUCACUUCCCGGCCAGUGAAAUGGCUCCGAACGGAUCGCCGUCGCAAGGAUAUUAUCGAGAUGCUGACAGCAUCUUCGGCUUACGCUACAAGGUUCUUCAUUUAUCUCAAAAAUUUCAUGCUUUUUAGAUUGCUUUUCGCACCAUGAUGGUCUUCGAAUCAAUAUUGGGCAAGCUUUUACUAGUCAUUGCAAUAUGCUCUAUUAUUUAUGCAGAUAAUUGGUGUGAGUUGCUCAGACUCAGUCCGAAGAAACAAGUGUUUGAGUAAUUUGCAGUUCCAAUAUUCGUUAAUUUUGCUUUUCUUUUCUUUUUGAUUAGUUCCAUGUUUUGCUUCAAUUUAUGCCACACUAAAAGGAACGCUGUUUUUGUGCUUCCUAUGCUAUCAUAUGAGGUUUGCGAGAAAUAAAAAUAAGAAUAAAGCAGAAAAGUUAUAGAUAGUGACAAUAUUUUGGUCUCUAAUUUGGCUAUACGCUUCUUUGAACGCUGUAUCUACAGGUUAUCUGUGGUCUUUAGAAUGGCUGGGCGGUCCCAGGUAAGAAUCAAUGUGAACGAGUUUCUAGUUUUCUAUCCCCUCAUUUGAGGUCAAGCAGAGUUCCAACUUCACACAAUAUACUGGAUGCUAAUUAUGCGAAUCCAAAUGAAACUCAUCCAGAGACACAGAAAGGUUGGCCCGGCAGUUCAAAUUAAACGGAAACAUUUUUCUGUAUUUAUAAAAAGUGGGAUCGAUAGAUAUAAUUUUUUUCAGGCUAAAAAAAUUCAUCAAUCGUUAUAAAAUGUUAAAUAGAAUAAAAAAACGAGAUCAUCUUUUUUUCGACCAAAAAAAUAUAGUUAAAUGAAGUAGAACGGUAAAAUUUGCUUUUUGUGAACGAAAAAAAGGGAAAAAAAUCAAUUAAAUAUUAAAUGUCAUUAACCAGAUAUUCCUUUUCAGCGAUUAAAUUCGGAUUUAUAAUCGCGGUGGCGUCUUGCUUGGUUAUUGCUCUUAAGCUAUGCGCGUUUACAAUUGCAAAAAGGGUUUUUAUGGAAAUACGCAAAAGACAACUUCAAGAACAUGAGAAAUCUAAAAGGGUGAGUUUCAUUGAAGUUAUUUUGUUUUAACUAUAAAAUAAAUUCAGGUGCGCUCAACGACAGAUAGUGAAAUAUCAAAUCUUGGAGGAGUUUCUCCGUCAUACCCCAGAGUCUAUAGAAAUCAUAAGAACGUUUCUCCAAGACCACAAUAUGAAGAGGAUGACGAUAUAUCUACAGAAUCAACCAGGAAUCAUCAAAAUCAACAUGAACGCUUCCUACAACGAUCUUUCGAGCAAUCAAAAGAACAUUCAAAAUAUACUGAGUCUUAUUUUUGAAGGGAUGAAGAGAAAAUGCAAUAAACUUUAAAAUAAUAAAAAAAAUAUACUUCUCGCGGUCUAUAACUCCAAAACAAACAAUAAACGGAUAAACUGGAAAAAAAGACUUCACAGACAUCUAAAAAUUCUCAUUUUCUUACAAAUUCGCUAUUCCUAUAAAAUUAAAGACUAUUAUUUACAAUUGUCUCAAGCCGCCGGUUGUUGAACUAGAAGAAAUAUGAUUAAAAUUGAAGUAACUGUUUACAGAUACUCUACAGCACGAAUUUAAAAAAAAAAACGGGAGCUUAUCCGAAGACUCCCUAUUUUGAAUUUUCGCGAAAUUACUUCAAAAACGAAAUAAAAUGAGUAUACCUCAUUCACCUCAAAGCAAGCUUGAGAAAAUAUGAAAAAAAAACAGUCGCUAUACGAAUAAAAAAACCGAAGGUCAAAGGAAGAUUUUAGACAUUUCUCCAUUUUUUGAUGCCACGGCAUGUUCAAAGUAAUUUCCGCGAAACGCAAAAUGAUAUCUGACUCUCCAAAACUUAGUUAUAUUUUUCUUUCUCUGGCGGCCAUCUUGCAUUUCGCGGAAUCAUUUUGAACACGGCCUUAAGAACUCUUUGAAAACGUUUUUCACCGAAAUCCCUGAAGGGUUGACUUUCUUUUCCCCUAUAGUAACCACUUCAACUCAACCGGUGUUCAAGCUACAGUAUACUUAGAUUCGCGUGCGCCCAUAACAGCGGCUUCAGUUACUUGCCAAUUUUUUUUGGCUACUCCCCAAAAUCUUGAAUUAUUUCUACACGAGAAAAAUUCUCAUGAGAAAAGUCAUUUGGAAUUGUAAUAAAGUAAUUCUUCUUUCGCGGUAAUGAAGUUUUCGAAAUUCUUAAAAUAAUUUGAAAUUUUAAAAAGCAUUUUUUCCUGAUGUAGGAAAACUACGCCGCUUUAUUUUUUUCAUUUUUUUGAAAUAUGUUAUUUUUUUAAGGUUGGGUAAACCUUAUGCAGCUUCAUCUAUGAUUUGUUUUUGUACUUAUCCGUAUUCUUCGAGUGUCAAAUUCGCAGAAACAUUUAUAGGCCAUAUAUUUUAAGACGCUCGAAGAGAACUUUUCAUUUAAUGCAUUUUCCUUUCUUUUUUUUUCUGAAUAUGUUUUGAGUCAAUUUUUCACUUUUUUUACGCUUGUUCCCGUUGUUCAAAAUGCUAAACAUGGUUCAUUGGAAAAAAGAAGAUAAAAAUUUUUGUUUGUCUGCGUUUGAGAAGAAUUUUUAUCGAUCUGCAGUUUAGGCCAUUUUUUUCCUUCACCCGCUUAUGGCAGCGUGAAUUAUUUUUUUUCUUUUUAGAUGAAAUUUCGUACGCAUUGAGAAACAAUAAGGAAAGGUGCUUCUCUCGUCUAGCCGACGACUCCCUGCCGAGUGCCAUAAAAUGGAUCAAAGCCUUCAGGUGUGCUUUUAUCGUUCUUUCAGAUAUACCAAAAAAAUAUGGCCUUAAAGUGAAGAACAAGCUACAAGUUUCCAUGCUAUAAUUAUCAGAGCCGAUUGACGUAAGAGAGCUUUUUCUUUGGGUUUUUUUUUCUACUCUCGUUGCCUGCGCCCGCACGGUUGCUAUGAAGCAGUGCGCUCAUUACUUGCCAAUGUCGCUAACUGUUCCUUGUUGUUAGUCGCAAUGCUUUCGCAGCUGCUCAACUGGAAUAAUGUUUCAGAGACCCCAGUAAGAGUUUUAAGGCGCAAAUAAGGUGUUCAAGGUCUGCAAAAGACAAUUUUCCAGAUUGACGUCAACGGAUCACCGUCUCCGGGGGCUCGCGACCAGGAACAACUGUCGAUGCCCCCACCGUCUGCUGACUGGAAUAAUCAGUACAGUCCAAGAGAUAUGGUACUCUUUCAAACGUACAGUAUGCAAAAUAAGCUUUUUUUCUGGAUCGAAAACUUUUUAAGUUUGUGCAGAGUAUUUUUGUUUCUAAUUGAAAAAAAAACUUUCUUAUUUUUAAAGUUUAAUUUUAAAAAAAAACCUUUUUCAGGACGAGUUCCACCCAUUUGUAGAAAAUCUUCUACCCUAUGUUAAAGAUUUUUCUUACGUUUGGUUCCAUCUUCAGGUAUUGCAAUGCAUUCAAGGCUUUUUUGACUCAUAAAUAUAUUCAGGCCCAAAAACGUCGAUAUUUCAAGAGGCACGACAAAAGAAUGAGUAUGGAAGAAGAAAAAAGGGUAAAAAAUGAGCUUAUGGUGAGUAAUAAAAAAACAAAAUUAUAUUCUGUUUAACUAAUAUUUUUUUUAAAUAUAUGACAUUCUAAAUCCAUAAUUAUGUUCAGGUCGAAAGAACAGAAGUGAAGCAGAAGUGGGCAGCGCGAUUGCUGGGAAAGCUGCGAAAAGAUAUUCAGCCUCAUUUUCGAGAUGAUUUCCUGUACUCGGUGAGUUAAGAUAAACUUUAUAAUUUUUAUUCGAUUCGAUUUUUAGAUUUUUUUUCCUUAUACACAAAUGAACAAUACUUCUACACAAUUAAAAAUUCAACAUUAAUUCAGUCUUCAGAGUAAUUUUGUAUCAGUUGAAUCAUGCAGUAUUUGAACAAGAUUCAAAGCUUCCCCCAAAAUGUCAAUUGACACCCAGGGAAUGUAGCGUCCAGGUCACUCCGAUUAGAAAAAAUUUCAACCCAUCUGGAUUAUUCUUUAAUUCGCAGGUGACCGGACAAAAACCCGCGACUUGUGUGCUGUCGAACCCUGACCAGAAGGGGAAAAUGCGAAGAAUCGAUUGUUUGCGACAAGCGGACAAAGUCUGGCGCCUCGAUCUCGUCAUGGUCAUCCUCUUCAAGGUUUUUAUCUCUCGCUGUGAAAGCAUCAAAAAAAGCUGCUAAAAUAGAAUACAGCCUUUUUGUCCGCAAGAGCACAGCCAAAUUUGCUGAGAGAAGAAAUUGGCAUACAUUCAGGGGAUUCCUCUGGAAAGCACCGACGGCGAACGACUCGAGAAGUGCGGCGGCUGCAAACAGCCGCAUCUCUGCGUCAACCCCUACCACAUCUCGAUCUCGGUCCGCGAGCUCGACCUUUUCCUGGCCAACUUCAUCCGCACGAGCGACCCUGACACGACACCGGCGUGCAGACGUCGUGUCGGCUACAAAGACGAAGAAGAAACCGAAGGUUCGCCUUUUUCUGGCAAAAAAAAAUAACUGUGCAGAACAUGUAGGGUUCAGCCGACUUAUUUGAAAAAAAGGUCUUAGUUUCGGCUAGUACCCCCAGAAUAUCCGUUUUCACACGAUCAAAAAUCAAACUCUAAAAUUUUCUGCAAUUCAGUGUUUUUCCAAAAAAGUGUUGAAUCCUUAUUUUUGGACCCUUAAGUGACAGAUAUCCGAACUUUUCAUCUAUGGAACACAUAAGCCUUGAGGGGUUCCGACCAAACUCGGACUUCGUUCAGAUUCGUUGAGCGGCGAAGUGGAGAGGAGACCUCGAAACAACGGAUCUUUGUCGCGCUCCGAAAACACGGAAGGCGAAGGCGAGAGCAUUUGGGGAACUGGCGUCUUUUCUGCCUAUGAGCUCAAAAUGUUGACGACAAUCGUUUUCGGAGGUUGGUGAAAGAGAUUUGGAACAAAGUCCGGUUCUAGCAAAAAAAAGUUUGUCUCUCUGCGAGCUCUAAACAGAUAUUUAAUUUGUUUUUAACUAUAAGGUCUCCCAAAUAAAAAGACCGAAAGUCGGACUUUUGACUUUUAGGUUAAAGAAGCCGUUUCGAAAUAAAAUUUGGUCCGUAUACUACUGAAACGAUUUCAUACUGAAUUUCAAAAAAAAAAUCUUUUAUUAAGUAGUCUUUCCUAGUUUUUGACUUUGGUGUAUGUUCUUUGGAAAAAAGGAAAAAAAAAAUUGAUUUGUAGCAGAUUCGGUGGGAACUUUCCUGAGGUCAGCGGUGGCUCAAAGUGGCGGCCUGCGAGUGCCGAAACAGGAAGUGGAAGCUUCUUGGCUCGAACUUUCCAACGGGUCUUCGCCCACGCUUUCGCCUCCUGCCAGUGCAAUGGCUGCCAUUCAGGCUUUGGACAACGGUUCGUCCUUCCUGAUUCUCGUAUAAUUAAAUGAGAAAAGUAGUCGUAUCUUAUCUUAUUAAACGGUACUUCGUGCGAGAAGUCAUUCUUCGAUGGAACGUGAUACUGUUUACGAAAUUUAUUUUUACGUAUUUUGAGUUCUUGUUCCGUUGCUCAUUCUACGUUCAAAGAAAAAACAUUUGAAAGAUGUCAAAACGAGAUGUAUUUGAAAAAACAAUCGAUAGAAACUAAUUCUCCGAUUUUGCAGACAGCGAACGCGUCGUCGGAAAUAAAAUGAUAAAUGGGGAGUCUCCGACGCCUCAAGUUGGAGCCAUGAUCACUGUGGGAGACAAUGGAACGAUCAAUGGCGAUAAAGUUUUUUUUUCACCUUUAGACCUCAUCAAUUUCUUUUCUUUGAGGAAGAACCGCUCGAAAAACGAAGCAGACAUGCGUCUCACGACUCCGCCAAUUCCAGGUACUUUCUUUCUUUGCAUUUCUGAUGGAUAUGGAGCUUUUUUAGUACCAACGAAGAAGUGCGACGGAUCGUCGAAACCGCGAAUGGUCCUCCAAACGCUUGGGCUCCUGUUCGCGCCGUCGCCAGCCACUCCCAACUCAAUUAUGACACGUUAGUCUUGCUCAUCAGUGCAUUCGCCUCUUCGACCAAACUCUUUCGAAAAAGUUGGUGAUGAAAAUGUUAUCAGACGUCGUCGUUUGCCUGGAACAACGCAGAACACGCGAUUCGUGAAGGUCAUUCCGACCGGGUCAAAGUGAGUUAUUUCCUGUUUCCUCUUUCUUAUUUUGCUUGUUCCUGUACUAAGGAUUACUAGAUUCAGCUCGAUGACGGGCAUGACAAACGGCGGAAAUGUGGGGGGAACCUCGAUGCGCCGGCUUACAGUCGGCGGCCAUGGCGACGUCGGAGUUCUGAUUGUCGAUCAGAGAGGCGGCCAAACUUCGGGUGAGAUACCCAACCAUCUGUAUUUCUUUUUUUUUCCACUACUCGCGUUCCUUCGAUUAUUUAAUUGUUUAAAAACGUUUUUUUUUUUGGGUUCAGAGAGCUUCUGACGUAAUGCCACAGUCUGACUAAUCCUGUUUUUAUAAUUUUUUGAGGAGAAAACGUUUUAAAAAAUAUAUCAUUAGCGAAAUCCCAUCAGAGAUCAAAUUUUUAACGAAUUUUCUGUUUUAUGGGAUACAUUUUGGAGCCGAACACAUCCUCUUUUUCAGCUCAAACGAUAUCGUCUGCUUUGAACGACUUGGCCACGAAGACGACGCCGACGCAGCAGGCGAUUUCGCAGUCCCACGCGCCGCUCGUCUCCAGCCGCAAGAGACUUCAUCCCCUCAACAACAACAAUCUGAGUGGCGCCGGCACGGCCAUGUUCCCGCAGCAAGGCAGUCCGAAUCGUCCGCUUGCAGCCCUUCCAACUGGGUUUGCCGCCGUCGCCGAAGUUUCCCCUCCGCAGCCAACGAUAACGCAGUUGCGUCGCGGCCAAGACGGCUCAGGAGGCUCUUACAUGGCCAGUCCCACCAAGUUCACCAAUGCUAGUGGAGACACCAUCAGCUUCAGGUACCCUUCUUCUGCAAAGGAACUUUCUCUUGAUUUUGCGAGUUUUUAAAACGAAGCAUAACUAGUUUAAAGUGCUUCUGCGGAACUCAAAAUAGUCGUGAAAGAGUGAAAAAGAUAACUAAAUUUUGGAGAGUCUGAGAUGAUUUCGAUUUUUGCGGAAAUAACUUCGAACACGGCGUAAGCUUUUCAGCAAAGUUUUGUCUCAAUUGGAAGAGCGAAAACAGCGCGAACAACUGCAACAACACCAAAUCCAACACGUGAACGUCCUUUUGGGCUCCGCCUCGGAAUACGACGUCCUGGCCCAACCAGUUCGAACCUUCACCACCAAGCCCACAAACAACCCUGUCAGUAUACGCUUCCAAUUUUUCGAAUACAUGGGAAUUUCGUAGAAACUCGUCGCGCCGAAACCCAUCAAUCCGAUCCUCAACAUGUGCAAGACGGAUCUUUCGUUUCAGGUUGGUUUUGCUCGAAAUAUCUAUUCACUCAAUUGAAGAUUCUCAUCGGCAAAAGAGAAAUUGUCUUUUGAUCUUAAAGGUGCAACAAGUGAUCUCGGCGUGCAAUUCCGCGGUCUCCUCGCCUCUGACGACGCCUCGCGUGACUCCGUUGCCGCGGCAUUUGAUCGACGAGGAGUCGCAGUCCCUUUUCAACGCGGCCAUCAUCAACGGAAACAGCAACGACGGACUCUGUUCGUUUUUUCAUGAACUCCCAUAGCCGAAUAUUCAUCUUAAGUGAAACGAGUUAAGAAGAAAAAUGAGCAAGGCGUAAGUCCAGGAUAAGACCGAAUGAUGAGAAAAUCUUUAUUUAUAAAAACGUUCCAUUUUAUUUUUUAAAUAAAGCGAAAAGAAGUUCAUUAGUAAAGAAAAAUAAGUUCAUUAGUGGUUUUCAAGAAAAAGAUUCCUCUCAGCAGAAAUUUUUUAGCUCAUCGUUCAAUGUUGAUUGAUUCAGUGACCAACACUUUUCUCCAAUACCUGAACGACUCGGCGUCGAGGUCGCCCCUGGGGAUCAGCAACGGCGUGGGAACGCCUUCUUUGGCGGCCUUGACGAUGGGCGCCGGAUCGACACUUCCUCCAGUGACGGCGCCAGCGACGACGCGUCCAGACUCUGCAGCCAGCAAGUUUGAACCUGUUUCGGCCGGCGUGAUGUGCUGUUUGCAGCAGCUCGAACUCGAUGGCCGGCGUGAUGAGUCUCUCGGCGCCCCCGACCACCGCCCUCACCGUCUCGCAGACCCCCACGGCCACGUCGCCCAUCGUCGACUCCAGCAACAUCGAACAAAUGGUCCUCCCCUACUUCGUCCUUCAUUUUGAGUGUUCCUUUUUCAGUUGCGAGACUCGAUGCCUGACUCGACGUCGAAUGCGGGACUUCCGCCGGCCGCUAACCUAAGCAUUCAAAAGUCGGCACCGACUGACUUCAAGUCGAUGACAAAUUAG